Molecule: messenger RNA, 2872 nt
Organism: Culex quinquefasciatus (southern house mosquito)
Lineage: Eukaryota; Metazoa; Arthropoda; Insecta; Diptera; Culicidae
Product: endoplasmic reticulum metallopeptidase 1
Exons: 3
Coding region: 213-2840 (875 amino acids)
Biological process (GO): proteolysis
Molecular function (GO): metalloexopeptidase activity
Source: RefSeq, a predicted model, not a curated record
UGUCUAAUACCUUCUUUAUCCGAAUAAAUUACAAGAAGUGAUUCAAACAAUACGUCGUUGAAAACAUUCGGCAACGAAAAUAACUUCUUCGACAGAUAAGUUACUCAUCUGUCGAUAAGGCAGUCAAAAUCAAAAUUGACUUCGUGGGUGCACAAUGACUGGCCAUCCACCAAAACGUAACAGUAUCAAUCCAGCGCUGAAGCAAGUGCGACAUGUUCAAAUCCUACCGAGACCGAUUACGACUUAAGGCCGAUCGAGCGGCAGAACUUGACGGCAGCUAUGGCCAGACCAUCUCCGUGAUGUGGUCCUUCGCCAUCACGGCCGGUGUCAUUGGACUGUACUUUUUGGUUUAUCUAAACUGGAGUUCGCUUCCAACCGCGUUGACAACAUCGGACCAGGCAGGCAAUCCGGGUCGGUUUAUCGCCCAGGUAGCUAAGGAGAACCUGGUGACGCUCACCAGCAAUGGACCACGAGUUGCGGGAGGAGAUGUUAACGAGGUGUUCACGGUGAACUUUCUUCGAUCGACGAUCGAGAAAAUCAUUGCUGGAGCGAAUCCGGCGCACAAAUUUGAGCUUGAGGUUCAGCAACAAGACGGGAAUAUGUUCUUUGGCUACGAGCUAUACCCGAUGACCAGCGUCUACCAGGGUGUGCAGAAUGUAGUGGUGAAGCUGACGCCGGCAGCUGGUCCAGAGCCGGAGAAUUACUUGAUGAUCGGUACGCACUUUGACAGUGUCGCGCAGAGCCCUGGAGCCGGGGACGCUGGCACGAUGGUCGUCGUAAUGCUGGAGAUUUUGAGACAGCUCUCGCUGGACAGUACCGCGUAUCAGCACGGAGUGGUGUUUGUGUUCAACGGGUUUGAAGAGAAUGCUUUGCAAGGGGCUCACGCAUUUACGCAGCAUCGCUGGUGGGAGCGGAUCAGGACGUUCAUCAACUUGGACUCUUCGUCCAGCGGUGGUCGCGAGGUCAUGUUCCAAGCCGGGCCGUACUACUCGUUUUUGAUGGAGUACUACCGGGACCAUGUGUCGUAUCCGUUCUGCACUGCUGCAGCGGAGGAACUCUUCCAGGAGGGUUUGGUACCGUCCAGAACAGAUUAUCAGGUUUACAACGAAGAAGGUGGUCGACCUGGGAUGGACUUUGCGCACAGUACGUGGGGAUAUCUGUACCAUACACAGUAUGACGCCCUUGACACUGUACCGAUGGAGACUUUACAGCACACAGGGGAUAACAUUCUCGGAUUGGUGCGUGCCCUUGCGAACGCUCCAGAACUUGCGAACAUUGAAGAACACAAGGGGAGUAAGGCGAUCUUUUUCGAUUUCUUAAACUGGUUCCUGAUUUACUACCCGGACUGGGCUGGUAUUAUCAUCAACGCAGUAAUGGCAGCCAUUGGGAUAGCGUUGAUAUUUGGAUCGUUUUUCAUCAUGGCCAGGAAUGAUGACGUGAGCUAUGGUCGCAUCGUUGGACAAUUCUUCAUCAAUUUGGGUGUCCAGCUGAUUUCGGUUGCUUUGGGCAUCGGAUUCUCGUUGGUAAUGGCCGUGAUCAUGAACGCUGCCGGUGGGGCAUUGUCCUGGUUCACGGAGGUUUGGUUGAUCUUUGGACUGUACAUGUGUCCAUUCAUAAUGUGCACCGUGCUGGGUCCGGUUCUGCUGAUUAGAUUGUACAAAGUCGAAGACGUUCUCCUCCAGACGAGGAUCAUGUUGUUCCUGAUGGCCCAGCAGAUGAUCUUCAUCGCGAUUCUCGUUGCCAUGACGGGUUUGGAAAUACGGUCUGCCUUUAUGUUUACAAUCGUGGUUGUUUUCUUCAACGCUAGCACUAUCGUCAACAUGAUCAUCCGAUUCAAACAGUUCCACUGGAUCUACGUGCACCUGAUCGGACAGAUCAUCCCGAUCGCUUACUACAGCAGCACUUCCCUGACCCUGUUCAGCACGUUUAUUCCGUUGCAGAACCGAGGCAAUGCCGAGGCCAAUCCGGACAUGCUGAUCGCACUGUUUGCCGUCGAAAUUGUAUUGAUGAUCGCUACCUUCCUAACUCCGCUGGUCGCCAUGAUGCGUAAACCGUUCGUGUACUUUGGCUUUGUGGUGGCGUUUUGGGUGAUAAGCAUUAUCGUAUCGGUCACUCCCGUUGGCUUCCCGUAUCGUGCGGAGACAUCUCCUCAGAGGUACUAUGUGUUUCACCUUGAUCGCAACUUUUACGAGUUCGGCGGAGAGUUGCGCAAGUCCGACAGCCACUUCUACAUUCAUCCGUUCGAUGUCUACAGUCCCGACACCAUCGUGGAUACUGUUCCGGAGAUGGAGCGGGCUACCCUGCUGGGAGACGAGUGUGACAGGGAGCUGUACUGCGGGAUUCCUUACUAUCAGAACACGUACCACGCUCGGCGGAACAUUGCCUGGUGGCUGCCAGCGAACAAACCCGCCCUCGAUCCACCGGUCAUUCUGGAGUUCCUCGGAAAGGAGUCGGUAGAUGUGAAUGCUACGCGGUACGACUUCUCCAUGCAGGGGCCAUCGCACAUGAGCUUCUACGUGUCACCGUUGGCGGGCUUCCGGAUGCUCGCGUGGAGCUUCUCCAGUGACGUCCCGCACAGUGGAGUUCCUUGGAAUGGCCAGGACGUCCAUUAUGUCAACUUUGUGCACGGAAACGACUACUCGCCGCACGAGUUCUGGGUCGUGAUCGGACAUCCUGCGGGGAAAUCGCCCACGGAGCCCAGUUUGAUUUUGAACGUCGUCGGACACUACAUGAACAACGGAGCGACUAGGACCGGUGAGUUUCAGCAGUUUGUUGACGGUUUUCCUGAUUACGCACAUGUGGUGGCGUACCCGAGUUACCUUGAAAGCAGGGUGUUCUAAGUUAAAAUCGAUAAUAAAAAAAAGCAAUUCCA